Paracoccidioides lutzii Pb01 is the source of this 1509-nucleotide messenger RNA. RefSeq lists its product as hypothetical. The record is from RefSeq and is a predicted model, not a curated record. Gene Ontology annotation, molecular function: ubiquitin protein ligase activity. The transcript has 4 exons. Bases 1 to 1509 code for a protein of 502 amino acids. Gene Ontology annotation, biological process: ubiquitin-dependent protein catabolic process. Gene Ontology annotation, cellular component: cytoplasm.
AUGACUGCAAAUACUCUUGACACUGUGGUCUUCGCUAUCCCCUCAUCAGAAAGAUCACAGUUAGCAACUCCAGUACAACUAGAUGCCAGCAUCUCCUUUGAACUCAGGAUUGGCGGUAGGAUCCGAACGCUGUCAACGACAAAUGCAGGGGAUGAUUUUGAUAUCCGAGGCUUGCUCUAUGUAGCGGACCUCGAUCCCGAAGAUCCGUGUAAACAGAUGACAGCCCCUUUUAUACCAGCAAAUGCAACUCGAAAAUCCAAUCUUCCAAAUGUAAAUAUAUUAAUAUCGAUUGCUCCUUGGGUCUCUCCCACGUGUACUUUAUCUUUCUUAGCAGCACAGUCACGAAGUUCCUCACUUGCGUCCAUUUUUUAUCGACCAGAUGCAUCGACUGACACACCUCCUCCAAUGGACGAUCCGCUUUGGGAUCUAAAUGAUGGCGGCAAGUGGAAAGCUGCAAAUAAAUUCCCUGUCUACGCGAUCCCCGGUGAAUAUGGUACGACGUUGAUGCGUGCAUUGAGCGAGUAUUCUGGGGAUUUGGCUGAGGUUCCACAUGGAAGAGACUUGGCGAGGACAUUUGACGACGAUGAACUUAUUCGGAUGUAUUCAAAAAUUGGCCUAAGGAGCAAUGGUAGCAGCCUCCCAAGCAUCUGGGUUUUCCUUUUAGCUGUGCUAGGGAUUCUGAUUGGUAUUGUCCUUUCCUUAUCCAUUGCCGUGCGGCUAGUUCAAAUCCACCGACGCAGCGCUCUGGAAAGGAGAGUCGCAGCAGGAGAAGUUGAUCUAGAGAUAUUGGGUAUUCGGCGACUAAAUGUCCCUCGAACCAUUUUGGAUAAAAUGCCACUCUACAUACAUCACGAAUCGGGAAAAAAUGAAUUUCUGACGCCACCUCCACCGGCAGAAGUAAUGCCAAAUCAUCCUUCUGAAGAAUGUCAUAAAGGCCCCGUGGAUCAGAAGAGACAUUUUCUUCAGCUGGUAUCACCUUCGAAGUGCAUAUCAAGUGCAUCGCAGGCUCUCUUUACACAGAAAUUGCAGUCUCUACCAAUGCCCACCCCUUCACUAAAAUCACAAACCACGGUUUUUGGUACCAACCAGCGAGGCCACAAUCAGCUAGCGUUCUCACAAACCACCUGUUCUAUCUGCCUCGAUGACUAUGUUAGCGGCGAAACCACAGUCCGCCAACUUCCAUGUCAGCAUUUAUUCCACCCAGAAUGUAUCGACAAUUUCCUCUUACAGAACAGCAGUCUCUGCCCAGUUUGCAAGAAAAGUGUUCUUCCCCGUGGAUAUUGCCCCGAGAAAAUAACCCAUGUCAUGGUUCGCCAGGAGCGGCUUGCUCGCCAGCUUCGAGAGGUCCAAAAUCGCAACACAGGGUGGGUCAUGACGAUUCUCAGCCUAUUACCCCAACUGAGAGCCAAUGAACGACGCAGCGGUUUCCGCCAUCCAGUUACAGAUAUGCUACGGCAGUCGAGAAAUGCCGCCCAAGCCACAGUUACGCCUCCAUCUACAACCACCUAG